Molecule: messenger RNA, 2958 nt
Organism: Polistes canadensis
Lineage: Eukaryota; Metazoa; Arthropoda; Insecta; Hymenoptera; Vespidae
Exons: 2
Coding region: 318-974 (218 amino acids)
Biological process (GO): regulation of lipid biosynthetic process
Cellular component (GO): cytosol
Source: RefSeq, a predicted model, not a curated record
UGGCGGCGCUGCCAAUCAACGCGAACGAUUUUCCACUCUACCACUACCACCCCGUAACCGUGACUCUUGCCCAAUAAUCUGAUCAAACGAUUGUUUUUUUUUUUGUACGAAAGACAGUAAGAGGGGAAGAGAUAUUAGGAAGUCCAAUCACGCACGUUUUUCUUACCUCGCGUGAGGCAACGCGUCAUUGUGACAGUGUAGUGUAAGAGUCCGAAAAAAUCAGCUGGUACGUUUGUCUCUCUGCUAUUGCUCCUGUUACUCAUUCGUUCAACGAAAUACAUUAAUAUAUAUUAACGAGGUCCACAUAACCCUGAAAAAUGAAUUAUUCAGACGUCGACAACAGCAGGACGAGUCUUCGUAGAAUCGCACGACAUGACGAGCCAGAGUUCAGUUGCGCCAGCAUUUUGAACAGCAUGGAAAGAUUCGUCAAAACUGUCAGCGAAAUGGAAGAAACGAUCUUAAUACCAAGAAGACUGUUGGAUUUGACAGUAGGUGAUGCUGGUGAUACGAUUCGUUUGAAAGCUGGUAAUAACGUUAAGGAAACGUUAGCCAAUACGGAUUUGUAUCGUUUGUAUCACAUCGUCAAUCAAAUGAAAGUCGAAUUACUUUGGUCUAAGGAGGAUCGCGUACAACCCCGAGAAGAUGAGGAUGCCGAUAAAUCAGUUCUAGCUUAUCAAACUAGCACAGAAACUGCUAACAGAUUGGGACACGCACGUUGUCCAAGUACUACAUCGAUGCAAAGUAUACAAAGCGCAUCCUCUAUCGCAUCUUCUCUAUCAUCCGAUUCCGAGUCCGAAAUUGGAGUUGAAAAUGAUUCCAGUCUUGAGAACGAGGAGUGUAUCGAUCUAGCUAAUUCAUUUGCCAACAACUUCAAACAUCAUUUACGGGGACUUCAUCGUAGUAUCAACAGGAUGACCGAUGUUGCUCAAUAUCUUACGCUUCGAUAUCAAGUAGAUGUAGACGGCCAAAUCUGAUUUGGUAGUUUCCUUCCUACGAUUCGAUAAGUUUAACGACCAUUGAUCGCAUUAAGUCGUUUAUAAACUUGUACACAAGAAAAAAAAAAACAAGUUUAUUCUAUAUUUGUCGCGAUGCACGUGCGCGCGCGUGCCUAUGCGACACACACACAUACACAUACACACACAUACACCCACCUUAUUCAGAUAUAUCUUCUUAGGGUUUAACGAUCGAAAUGUGAUUAACUAAGUGAGACCACUUCGCCUCACCUCAAAUUUAAUUGUUAGGAUGAUGUGUCUCGUUUGGUCCAAACUUAGGAGCAAUUAUUCUUCAUAGAAGAUUUUAAUUGUUGAAACCUAAACUACCUUAAGUAAUUACAUUGUUAAAUCUAUCUUGACGAAUUUUAUAUAAAUUGAAAAAAAAUAAAACGUCCAUAGUUACAAAAAUUUAUAGUCAAAAUAGAAUUUGGGGCUCUUUUUUCUCCAUAGAAAUAUGUUAAAUCGUUACAAAAGUUUAUAAUAUAUCAGCCAAAAUUGGCAACGAUAAUUACAAAAAUAGAAUGCAUAAUUAUUGAACGUCGAUCGGGGGCUCUUUAAAAAAGAGUAUCGGAAUAUAUAUUAUUUUCUAUUUUUUCUUUUUUUUUUCUUUUUUUAAGUUAUUUUUUAUUCUUCUCGUUUACAAAUGGUCGUUACUAUCGAGAACUAAUUUUAUUUUAUCUUAUAAUGUUCUUCGUUCGAAAUGAAAACAAAUUAUCGAUAUUUCUAUCGUACAAAAAUGGUUUCAUAUUUUAUUUAAGUUAAUGGAAUAUAUUUGGGGAGUAUUUAUAAAAUCGCGAAAGUUCAUCAAUGAAGAAAAAAAAACAAUAAAGAAAAGAAAAAGAAAAAUAUGAUCAUCCGAUGUUAUGUCCGUUAAAAGAACGGACAUAAAACCGAUAAGAAUAUUCGUUUAAUGGCACGUUUCAUAAUAAAAUUUCGUUUCUCUUGAUUAGAAAACGUUUGUAAACUGUAAAUAAAAAGAAAUGCAAGAUUAUUGCAUUGUAAUUAUCGCUCGCGCUUGAAAAAUUUUUACAUUGAGAUUUCAAGAUUAUUAUACUAGCGAGCUUAACGGACAUUCCAUAUUAUUAUUAUGAUUAUUAUUAUUACUAUUAUUAUUAUUAUUACUGUGUAACAUAAUUUCAAAAUCGACUGAUUAUUAUUUCACAUUAUAGCGAACAAAUAACAAAAAAUAUCGAAUGUAGCAAAUUGAUUCAAAUAUGUAUUCGAUUAUUCAAUUUCAAAGUCCAAAUAAAAAUGAAAAAACAACAAUACACUAUAGGCUUUUCUAUAAUUUAGCGAAUAAUAUGCGAAUUAAAUAUGACUACUUCGAUACCACGAAGUAUACAAUUAAAUUUUAUCUGAAACAAUUUAAAAAGGAAAAAGAAAAUAAGAAAAAGAUACACAGACACACACAAGCGCGAAAAUAACUAUUUUUCUUUAUGUAACCAUCUCGUACAAAGUACAAUUGCUGCUGCAUUAUAUGGAAAGAUCGUAUAUUCUUCUUCUUCUUCUUCUUGGAAAAAGAUAAAAUAAAUAAAUAAAUAAGUAAACGGAGUCAAACGGGUUACUUUUGAAUGAAAGUACAAUGAUACAUAAAUUAAACAAUUCUACUAUUAGUUAAAUAUAAUUAAAAAUACCCAUGCGAUUUGAUUAUUGUAACCAAAGUGACAUGUUAUAAAAAAAAAAAAGAAUCGCACGAUGAUCUGUUUUGACUGUAAACACACACACAAAAGAAUGAUCCAGUCAAAAUUGCAAAUGUAGUCAUGUAAUAUUAUUUAUGUAAGAAAAAGUAUUGAAAUUUGAUGCUUUAUUUUUUCCAAUUUCGAUAAACCCUUUUUUUAUUAUUAUCAAUUUUUCUUUCUCUUCUCUUUUGUGCUUAUUGACGUGUAUUUUAUGUAUAUAAACAUGGUUUUAUUGUUAUUUAUUUUUCUAGCACUAUUAGUUGUAAUAAAGCCUUGUAUAUCCCUAA